This is a messenger RNA of Coccidioides immitis RS, 3488 nucleotides long. RefSeq names its product 5'-3' exoribonuclease 2. Gene Ontology annotation, molecular function: 5'-3' RNA exonuclease activity; zinc ion binding; RNA binding. The coding region runs from base 149 to 3199 and encodes 1016 amino acids. Lineage: Eukaryota; Fungi; Ascomycota; Eurotiomycetes; Onygenales; Onygenaceae. Gene Ontology annotation, cellular component: nucleus. The transcript has 5 exons. Gene Ontology annotation, biological process: nuclear-transcribed mRNA catabolic process. The record is from RefSeq and is a predicted model, not a curated record.
GGAUUUUCGCAGUCUCCAUUCCUGAGAUUACCGUCGCUCUAGCUGGCUCUUUGGGUUCUGGGAAUCUUAUGGGGUGAUCUUUUGGCAUUGUACAGGCUUCCGGUUGCUACAUUUCGGCGCGUCCUGACGGGCGUUUAGAACCGGUGCGAUGGGUGUCCCAGCACUUUUCCGGUGGCUCUCCACCAAGUACCCAAAAAUCAUUUCGGCUGUCGUGGAGGAGCUUCCUCAGGAAAUCGAUGGCGAGGAGUUUCCGGUGGAUACCACCAAGCCUAACCCAAAUGGCGAAGAAAUGGACAAUCUCUAUCUCGAUAUGAACGGCAUCGUACACCCUUGUACCCAUCCCGAGGGUAAACCAGCACCAGCAAACGAAGGCGAGAUGAUGCUUGAGAUCUUCAAGUAUACCGACAGAGUUGUGAACAUGGUUAGGCCGAGAAAACUUUUGAUGAUCGCUGUUGAUGGUGUGGCUCCUCGCGCAAAAAUGAAUCAGCAGCGCUCUCGCCGUUUCCGCUCUGCGCAAGAAGCAAAGGAAGCUGAUGAAAAGAAAGCUGAAUUUGCAAAAUUACUCAGGCAACAAAACAGAGGAAAGGGUGACAUGGAAAUUGCUGAGGAGGUAGUUCAAAAGACGUGGGAUAGCAACGUCAUUACUCCUGGCACGCCGUUCAUGGACAUUCUUUCGGCUGCCCUACGUUACUGGGUUGCAUACAAACUGAACACCGACCCCGCUUGGGAAAAGGUCAAAAUUAUUAUUUCCGACGCCACCGUCCCUGGGGAAGGUGAGCAUAAAAUUAUGGAAUUUAUUCGAUCCCAGAGAUCGUGUCCUGAACAUGAUGCGAAUACACGCCAUGUUAUAUAUGGUUUGGACGCUGAUUUAAUCAUGCUUGGGCUCGCAACGCAUGAACCCCACUUUCGAGUGCUGCGUGAGGAUGUCUUCUUUCAAGAAUCAAAAGCUCGGACCUGUCAUCUCUGCGGCCAACAAGGGCACGUUGCUGAAGCGUGUACAGGCAAGGCAAAGGAAAAGAAUGGAGAGUUUGAUGAAAAGCAAAGAGGUACCCCUCUCAAGCCGUUUAUAUGGCUUCAUGUGUCUGUUCUUCGGGAGUAUUUAGCUGCCGAAAUGUAUGUUCCUAACCAACCAUUCCCGUUUGACCUUGAAAGAGCUCUUGACGACUGGGUUUUCAUGUGCUUCUUCGUUGGAAACGAUUUCUUACCUCAUCUACCUUCGUUGGAAAUAAGGGAGAAUGGGAUUGAUACCUUGAUCGCAAUAUGGCGCGACAAUAUUCCAUUGAUGGGGGGCUACCUAACACAGGAUGGGAAUGUUGAUUUAAAACGUGCACAGCUGAUUCUACAAGGAUUAGCCAAGCAAGAAGACGCCAUCUUCCGUCGACGGCGACAAACUGAAGAAAGGAGAAAUGCCAAUGCGAAAAGACGCAAAGAGCAAGAAAGGCAAAGAGAAGAGGAGAACGCCCGGAAGAGACCGAGGCACUCCUUGGAAAACGAACCUGCCGGGCCUAGUCCACGUCGAGGUAAAGAUAUGGAUGGUAUUGCUCCUGCGAAUAUGCCUCUUUUUAUCCCAAGUAAGGGAGAGCUACCCAGAGCAGAGCGGGAAUUGACUCAUGCUAUGGUCGUGAACCGGGGGGCUAUCUAUAAAGCAAACAUGGCGAACAAAAGUGCUGCUGCUGCUCUGAAAAGUCAAUUAAUUUCUGGGGCUUCCGAAAUGAGCGUCGAAGUUUCUACGUCAACCUCAGCCAACGAUGUGUCGCCUUCGGCUCUAGGUAAAAGAAAAGCCGACGCACUUGAAACGGACAAUACGACGGAGCAAGAAGAUUCUGAAAGGCCUCCUCAGGAGCAAGAUGAAUUGCCUGCAGAUUCGGUACGACUUUGGGAGCAAGGUUACGCCGACCGAUAUUACGAGCAAAAGUUCCAUGUGGAUCCAAAAGAUAUCGAAUUCCGCCAUAAGGUAGCACGAGCAUAUGUGGAAGGGCUCUGCUGGGUCCUCUUGUAUUAUUUCCAAGGCUGUCCUUCAUGGACAUGGUAUUAUCCUUACCACUAUGCCCCUUUCGCAGCCGACUUUGUAGACCUCGAACAUAUGGACAUUCAAUUCCAUAAAGGUGCACCUUUCAGACCAUUCGAGCAGUUGAUGGGCGUGUUGCCUGCGGCAUCCAACCAUGCGAUUCCAGAAAUUUUUCGAGACCUCAUGUCUAAUCCCGAGAGCGAAAUCAUUGAUUUCUAUCCUGAAGAGUUCCCUAUCGACCUUAAUGGAAAGAAAUUCGCAUGGCAAGGAGUUGCUUUGCUUCCAUUUAUUGAUGAAAGCCGUCUCUUGGAAGCGAUGGCCAAGCGGUAUCCCCGUUUAAGCGAAGAAGAGAAAGCUCGCAAUGAGAUGGGCCGGGACAUUCUUUUUAUCUCAGAUCGGCAUCCCUUGUAUAAAGAACUGGUCGCCAAUUUUUACUCCAAAAAGCAGACUGUUCCCAAAUUCAAACUCAACAUGCGGGUCAGUGAAGGACUUGGAGGCAAGGUCGAGCGUGACGAAGCAUAUAUCCCUCAUAGCUCCCUGGUAGCAUCGAUAGAUGGAAUAGAGCUUCCUGCUCUAGAUGAAGAUCGUUCGAUUAGUGUCCUCUACGAUAUACCUAAAUCUAUGUAUACCCACAAGUCCAUGCUCCUACCAGGAGUGAAGUUCAAUCCGCCAGUUCUCGACAAGACGGAUAUCGAGGUUACAAAGGCGAAGGCGCAGCGAUCCGGAAGAUCAUUCGGGGGUGCACCUUUACAUUCGGGCAACGGAAGGGGUAGAGGCCGAAUAUCGUAUGCGAGCGACCGCCCAAAUCCAUUUGCUGCUCACCUUGAUCCAAGUUUCAAACCCCCACCCCAUAUGAACGCUCCACCUGGACGCGGUGGCCCACAUCAAUUUGAUAGACAUCGGUCUCAGAACCCACCCUCGCAACAGUCACGCGGAAGGGGAUACGGAGGCUACGGAGGUUAUGGCGGCUCCUAUGGACAGCGGGACUCAUAUCACCCACCGGCACCUCGCGGCAGGGAUUCAUAUCAGGACAGGCAAGAUAGGCAGUAUCAGCAUCAAGAUAGACCGUAUCCCCCGUCAGGUGCGGGUGGGCGCGGUGGUAGUAAUUAUUACCGGGGCCGUGGAGGUGGUCAACAGCGUUCUUCUCAAUCUGGAUACUACGGGCGUAAUGAUGGGUAUGGUAGGUAUUGAUGGAUCGAUCAUGUUUCUGAACAUGUACGGCGCUAAAAUGUUAAAAUAUAACUUUUCUAUGGUGACUAUGUAUUCAUUUUUGAUUAAAAUGGGGUGCCUUAUCCGACGCUUGCAUGGCUUUUCAUGCUUUAACUUGGAGAUAGAACUAUAAAAUCUCACACCACUCGCGGAGAAUUCCCAGUGUUUCGUGGCUUUCUAAAUUUAGAUUGGUUGUAGCUGAUGUCCAUAAGUGUCCGAUACCGGAUGAAUUCAAGUGAAUGGGUGUGUCCUGGCAGUGACAGGGAAUAUG